AUGGUGUGCCGUAACGAAGAACUUUACGCGGAAGCGGACAUGGUGUACCGGCGGAUGACACGUGGAAAACGUCAACAUCUUUCCCGGCCUUCUGAAACAGUCAUGGAAAAUCGUCUUCGCUUCUUUAGUCGCCUUAUGAGGAAACCACUAGAUCGUUUUGUCCAAGUUGUCCUGAGGAUGCUUCCAGAUCCUACUUGGGAAAGACUCCCUGGUCGUAAAAGAGAGUUCUGUACGGAGGUGGUGGAGUAA
Necator americanus (New World hookworm) is the source of this 249-nucleotide messenger RNA. RefSeq lists its product as uncharacterized. The record is from RefSeq and is a predicted model, not a curated record. NCBI's taxonomy places the organism in Eukaryota, Metazoa, Nematoda, Chromadorea, Rhabditida, Ancylostomatidae. Bases 1 to 249 code for a protein of 82 amino acids. The transcript has a single exon.